UUUACCAGGCAGGCAGGGCUGCAGGCAAAUUCGCUACCGGAAUAAGAAAACCACUUUUUCGGACCCGUGUGCCGGCCUCAGGGGCGGACAAAUUACCCCGAACUGGUACACCGGACGCAUUUCGCCCUGAAGUAAGCAGCAGACGGAGUUGGCCCGUUGAAGGCCAAGAGCAUCCGCUGAAUUCGCACCCCAGAGGACCCUGAUGGUGUACGCAGCAAUGGAUGAGACUGAAAAACCUCAACUGACGCCCAAAGCCUCUGACUAUGAAAUCCUGGCCGAUUUGGGACAAAGCACUGGCAUUUUCGGCAUCGUGGCUAUGGUCAGGCAUUCGCCCACAAACACGCUAUUCGCUGCCAAACGCUAUGAGCUCGACAGACUGACUUCCGAAGAGGAAGAUCUCAUCAGGCACGAAGUUUUCAUGGCCAAGCAACUGAGACACCCAAAUGUUCUACCUUGCAUUGCCAGUUUUGUGUGGGACCAGUCGGUGUGCAUUUUGUCACCUCUAAUGGAUCUGGGCUCGUGCCAAGAUCUUAUCACAAACUUCUUCCCCAACGGCAUCCCUGAGCUCGCGGUGGCCUUUAUUUUGCGUGACGCGCUGCAUGGUUUGGAUUACUUUUAUCAACAGGGAAUCAUUUUAAGGAGCGUCAGAGCUAGUCAUUUGUAUGUGUGUCAAAAGGGCAAAGUGAGAAUUGGAGGGCUUCGAUACGCUUGCAGCAUUAUCAAAGACGGAAGGUGGCUCAAAAGUCUGCACAACUUUCCCUCCAGCACACUGCCCAAUCUUAAUUGGCUGAGUCCUGAAAUUUUAGAACAGAAUAUGCUUGGCUACAAUAGCAAAUCAGACAUUUAUAGUCUGGGUAUUACGACUUGCGAAAUGGCCAAUGGAAUUGUUCCCUACGCUGACAUGGAACCUCUUUUAAUGUUGACCGAAAAAAUUGGUGGAAGGUGUCCCCAACUUUUGGAUAAAUACGCAGUGCCCUACCUCACAGAGACAAGCAGCCAACAACCUGACUCAGGAGUUGGUACAAGCGCCGAAAUUUCAGAGGCUGAAGAGGCAGCAUUGAGUGCUGUGGAGAAAAGAGAAUUUUCUGAGCCUUUCCACCACUUUGUCGAGAUCUGUCUUUCACGGACCCCCAGUUUGCGACCAUCUCCGUCACGCCUUCUCAAUCACACGUUCUUCAAGCAGUGUCGGAGAGGCUCCCUGGCUGCAGUGCUGGCCCCAUACCUAACCAACCAGACUGCCUCCGCUCUCAAUCAAGACUUGCUGACAGAUAUGACGGCCGAGAGGAUAUCUGAUAUUCAACUUGACAGUGUGCAAUGGAACUUUUAAUCAAGUGAAAUGAAACUGCCAUGUCUGUAUAAAAUAGAUCUUGUAUUGGUACAGCACAGGAAUGUGGCAUCAUGUUUCAUACAUAUGGCUGUGAUGUUAUUAAUUUUUGAUUCAUGUGAUGUGUCCUGGAAGGUAAGAAACCUCAAUUUAAAUCGAGACUAAAAUCUGCAUUUGAUUUAAAUAAGAGUCCAUUAUUUUAACAUGAUAACAACCGGGUUGUGCAAGUAGUACAUUCCUUCAGUAACCAAAUCUGGUAUAUUAUAGACUAUUGUGCCGUAAUAUGGAAUUUGAUCAACUACACUGAUACGCCUAACGAUAUCUCCAAAGAUAAAGUACAAUCAAAAUAAUUAUG
Molecule: messenger RNA, 1679 nt
Organism: Neocloeon triangulifer
Lineage: Eukaryota; Metazoa; Arthropoda; Insecta; Ephemeroptera; Baetidae
Gene: Stlk
Product: STE20-related kinase adapter protein alpha
Exons: 7
Coding region: 203-1327 (374 amino acids)
Biological process (GO): protein phosphorylation
Molecular function (GO): ATP binding; protein kinase activity; protein serine/threonine kinase activator activity
Source: RefSeq, a predicted model, not a curated record